This is a messenger RNA of Amyelois transitella, 2378 nucleotides long. RefSeq names its product exocyst complex component 5 (gene Sec10). The record is from RefSeq and is a predicted model, not a curated record. Bases 102 to 2276 code for a protein of 724 amino acids. Gene Ontology annotation, biological process: exocytosis; Golgi to plasma membrane transport. Gene Ontology annotation, cellular component: exocyst; cytoplasm. The transcript is spliced from 14 exons. Lineage: Eukaryota; Metazoa; Arthropoda; Insecta; Lepidoptera; Pyralidae.
GUGUCAAGUUCAAUCAAACAACGGGGCGUAUUUUGUUUUGCACAAGUUUUACAUCUAUAAUUUGUUUAAUAAAAUUAUAAAUUUAAAACCCAUAAAGCAAGAUGAUGAACCAAUAUAUGAAAGAAUUGGAACAGGAUCCAUUUGAUCCUGACGAAUUUGUAGAGAGGAUGGUCCGGCGCAGCAUGCAGGAGUCUACACAUAAAGAUGACCAGUUUGAUCCUGAGAUGAUUCAUGACAUAUUUACUCAGGCUAUUCAAGACCUUAAGGUAUUACAAGAAAGACAGGAGAGGAAAUGUACUAGACUGGAACAGGAAGUGCAGGAACAAGAAAAAAUAUACAGCAAUAAACUAGCAGAUAUCAUGGAUCAACAUACACACUGUGUAGACGUGUUCAGAACAUUGGACGAGCGUAUGUCUCGCUGUGGGGGGCGAGCGCUCGAUGUCGGCGAGAAGCUCGGCGCGGCUCGGGCUCCGCGCGCUAGAGCCGCGGCCGCCAAAGACCUCCUGUCACACCUGGCACACUUCCUGAGCCCUGGCCCUGUGAUCUCAGACUUGUUCAAUGAUGCCAGCAAACUAAAUGAAGCUGCAGAUGUCAUUCAAAAACUUCACACCAUCGCUCAGGAACUGCCCCCAGACAAAUUCGAGGUGGCCAGGAAGAAGAUUGAAACAAAGUAUGACGAGAUUGAGAGGAACCUUAUUGAUGAGUUUGUGAAGGCUCAGAACCAAGGCAACUUGAAUAAAAUGAAGGAAAUAGCCAGUAUCAUGACAAACUUCAAAGGCUAUUCGCAGUGUGUUGAUGCCUUUAUUGAGACUAGUCAAAUGAACAGUCUUCUCGGGAAAGACAUAUUCUCAGCAGUUUUACCAUUAUGCAAGAAGAACUACAACAUCAUAAGCAGUGUUUUCCCCAACCCUGAGCAAGUGAUGAGCAAGUUUGUGCUGAACAUUUUCCAUCUGAAACUGCAGAAAUACAUACAGACCAAACUUGCUGAUAAGAAUGAUGUUGACAAGUAUUUGAGGAACUUGUACGAUAUGUACACAAGCACCCAACGCGUUUGCGACGAAUUAGUUGCCGCCGGCUUAGUUUCCGCGGACGGCAAUACCACAACCGGCGACCUCCGACGCGAAGCCUUAGUAAACGGUGCUAUGGCGGGAGCCAAUGAUGGUUAUCCAGCGCUCGAAAACAGGCGGCUGAAAGCAGCUCUAUCGAACGCCCUCAAUGUAUAUUAUGCUGAGAAACAACACGUUAAGAAGCAGAUUCAGGGUGGCGGCUUCCAAGAGCUUCGCCGUGAUUUGCAAGCAGUGAUCGGGACCAGGGCCAAUAUAAACAUAGCUCAAAUAGAGAACUAUGGCGGAGAAACUUUCCUCAGCGAGAGAUUGGUGGAAAAAAUGCUUGCUGAUGCCAAGACGUCGUUCCUAAGGUGUAAAACUUUAUGCACGAGCAACGAACUGCACGGAACAACAGUGGGUCUGUUGGAGGUGCUGAUCCAGCAUCUGAUGAUAGAGCACGUGGAUUACGCUUUGGACCUAGGGUUGCAGUCUAUCCCUAUCGCGGAGAGCAAGUCGCCACCUCAGAUUUACUUCUUCGAUAUAGUGAAGCAAGUGAAUCAAAUUGUAAAGAUGUUUGGUGAGCACUUUCAGGAGUGUGUACUGCCGUGCAUGAGCUCGACCUCAAAGCAAAAUGAAUGCGUUCAAAAAAAGAACGCGAUAAUAGAACAGCUUGAGAACAAGCUGGAUGCGGGUCUCGAACGAGCUAUAUCAGCUGUAGUGGGAUGGGUCAAGCUGCAUCUCCAGACGGAACAGAAAAAGACAGAUUUCAAGCCAGAGGGAGACAUCGAUACGAUAGCAUCGCCGGCAUGCUUGGCCGUGGUGCCUUACCUGAACUCAGUGAGCGACAAAAUCCAUUCAGGACUUGAAGGCGACAACUUGAACGCCGUCACCCUCGAACUAGCGGUCAGAUUGCAUCGAGUGCUGUAUGAACAUCUUCAGAAUUACCAGUUCAACUCCGCAGGAGCGAUGAUAGCAAUUUGCGACGUGAAGACCUACCGUUCGGCGGCGUGCGGCCACGGAGCACGAGCCGCCCCGCCCCCGGCCCAAGCGCUGUUUGAUGCCCUACAUGCGCUGUGCAACCUUCUGCUGGUGAAGCCAGAGAACUUGCAGCAGGUCUGCGAGGGUGACACUUUGGCGGAGUUAGACCGAUCCAUUCUACUCAACUUCGUACAACUGCGAUCAGACUACAAAAGUCACAAGUUGGCAAGUUUUCUCAAAGGACUUUCAUAAAGGAAUGUUAAGAAAUAACAUACUUAUUUAUAUUAAAUGUUAUCUGUAAUUAAUAAUCCAUAAGUGCUAUAUUGUUGCUGCGUAUAUAUAAAAACUUUAUAA